GUACGAUUACUUUAAUUCCAAAAGUACAACUUUUUCCCUCUGCUGAACUUUCCUUUCUCUCUCUUCUUUCCACCUUCCCCCGCCUCAUUCCGCCGGAGACAAAGAAACAACCCACCGCCGGGACCACCACGAGUCACAGCUCAACACACCCAAACACGCUCUCACUUUUUCUCUCUCACAAAAACCAGAACCCUCUCUCUCUCUCUCUCUCUAUCUCUCUCUCUCUCUCUCUCUUUGAUGCUGUGAAUUGAAGAAGAACCUUCAGUAGAAGAAAACACCCACUAUGGGAAACUGCAACGCGUGCGGUAGAGCUGACGUGGUGGACGGAAACACCACCACCACCACCACAACCGCCGCAACCACCACCACCAAACCAACCGACCCGAACCGGAAAAAGGAGCCAAACCACAAAAAACCAAACCCACGCGUUGACGAACCGGUCCGGUCAGCGGCCCCGAUCCGCGUCCUGAGGGACGUGAUUCCGAUGAGCCACCGUACCAGAAUCAGCGACAAGUACAUACUCGGCCGUGAACUCGGCCGCGGCGAGUUCGGGAUCACCUACCUCUGCACAGACCGGGAAACCAAGGAAGCUUUAGCCUGCAAGUCGAUCUCGAAGCGGAAGCUUCGAACGGCGGUGGACAUCGAAGAUGUCCGCCGCGAGGUGGCGAUCAUGUCCACGCUGCCGGAGCACCCUAACAUCGUGAAGCUCAAGGCGACCUAUGAGGACAACGAGAAUGUUCACCUCGUUAUGGAGCUUUGCGAGGGUGGUGAGCUGUUCGACCGGAUUGUUGCUAGGGGGCACUACAGCGAACGCGCCGCCGCGAGCGUGGCGCGUACCGUUGCUGAAGUUGUGAGGAUGUGUCAUGCCAAUGGGGUUAUGCAUAGGGACCUUAAGCCGGAGAAUUUUCUAUUUGCUAAUAAGAAAGAGAAUUCGCCUCUCAAGGCUAUUGAUUUUGGUCUUUCAAUCUUCUUCAAGCCUGGUGAUAAGUUCAAGGAGAUUGUUGGAAGUCCUUACUAUAUGGCACCAGAAGUUUUGAAGAGGAAUUAUGGUCCAGAAAUUGAUGUGUGGAGUGCUGGUGUGAUUCUCUAUAUUUUGUUAUGUGGGGUUCCUCCAUUUUGGGCAGAGACUGAGCAAGGUGUGGCUUUAGCAAUUUUGAGGUGUGUGAUUGACUUCAAGAGGGAACCUUGGCCUCAGAUAUCGGGUAGUGCUAAAAGCCUUGUGCAGGGAAUGCUAGAGCCGGAUCCGAAAAAACGCUUGACAGCUGAACAGGUUCUUGGACAUCCCUGGCUGCAAAACGCGAAGAAAGCUCCAAAUGUUCCAUUAGGAGAUAUUGUGAGGUCCAGGCUUAAACAGUUUUCCAUGAUGAAUAGAUUCAAAAAGAAAGCUCUACGGGUGAUUGCGGAGCAUUUAUCUGUUGAAGAGGUAGAAAUAAUCAAAGAUAUGUUUACAUUGAUGGAUACUGACAAAGAUGGCAGAGUAUCAUAUGAGGAGCUAAAGGCUGGGUUGAGGAAGGUUGGUUCACAAUUGGCUGACCAAGAGAUAAAGAUGCUCAUGGAAGUGGCCGAUGUUGAUGGGAAUGGAGUACUUGACUACGGUGAGUUUGUAGCUGUUACGAUUCACUUGCAAAAAAUGGAGAAUGAUGAGCAUUUCCACAAAGCAUUCAAGUUUUUUGACAAGGACGGGAGUGGGUAUAUUGAGUCAGGUGAGCUACAAGAAGCAUUAGCAGAUGAGUCAGGAGUAACUGAUGCUGAUGUAUUGAAUGACAUCAUGCGUGAAGUUGACACCGACAAGGAUGGUCGCAUAAGUUAUGAGGAGUUUGUGGCCAUGAUGAAAGCUGGAACUGACUGGAGAAAAGCAUCUAGGCAAUAUUCAAGGGAGAGAUUCAAGAGCUUGAGCCUAAAUUUGAUGAAGGACGGCUCACUCCAACUUCAUGAUGGAAUUAGUGGUGAAGCUGUUGUGGUCUGAGUGCAAAGUGAUUUCUUCUUUAACCUCGUCGUGCUCACUCAGUUACUCUUUUUUCCUUUCACCACAUUUUGUGCUUGAGAUAUGGCUUGUGGAAUCUCUCCAUGGAAGCAAGUUUUGGGCAGGUCAGCAUUUGAAGCAUAUUAAUAAUGAUCUUGAGUUGGAGUUUGUUAGCUUAGGUUGUUGGAUUGGAUGUUUGAUGCCUGAAGCAUGCAUUGGAGGGGUUACGUCUACAUACUAAAAAUAGAUUAUAGCUUUUCAGCAAAAAAAGAUUUGGGGCACUUGCUACAGUCUUCAUGCCCUGAAGAAGUUCAUAUUCUUUGUGUUGUAUAUCUUUGUCCUGUUGUGUGUUUGAUAAUUCCAUUCGGAAAUGUGAAUUUUCUAACUUUUUGUGCAGAAAACUAGUUAGGGCUUGUCUCAUCGGCGAGAUGAACUUCUGAGAAAGUUAUAGAAAGUCUAGGUAUCUGCUAGGUCAAGCAAUUUAAUUUGUUCAGAAAUUGUAGCUAUCUUUAUCUCAUUAUUUUCAACUAUUUUCCCCUUGUUUA
Lotus japonicus is the source of this 2508-nucleotide messenger RNA. Its product is annotated as calcium-dependent protein kinase 10-like. Gene Ontology annotation, biological process: peptidyl-serine phosphorylation; intracellular signal transduction; protein autophosphorylation. Gene Ontology annotation, molecular function: calcium/calmodulin-dependent protein kinase activity; calcium-dependent protein serine/threonine kinase activity; calcium ion binding. The record is from RefSeq and is a predicted model, not a curated record. Gene Ontology annotation, cellular component: cytoplasm; nucleus. The transcript is spliced from 7 exons. Bases 284 to 1966 code for a protein of 560 amino acids. Lineage: Eukaryota; Viridiplantae; Streptophyta; Magnoliopsida; Fabales; Fabaceae.